Opisthorchis viverrini is the source of this 2802-nucleotide messenger RNA. RefSeq lists its product as hypothetical. Gene Ontology annotation, biological process: microtubule-based movement; mitotic spindle organization. Lineage: Eukaryota; Metazoa; Platyhelminthes; Trematoda; Opisthorchiida; Opisthorchiidae. The coding region runs from base 1 to 2802 and encodes 933 amino acids. Gene Ontology annotation, molecular function: ATP binding; microtubule motor activity; microtubule binding. The transcript is spliced from 16 exons. The record is from RefSeq and is a predicted model, not a curated record.
AUGCGAACACCAGCAUCUCGCCAUCUGCGGUCGACCUCGGGGCAAAAGGUUCAAGUCUUCUGUCGUGUCAAACCAAAUAGUACUGACUUGCCAUCGUGUAUUGAGAUCAUAAGCGAAACGACACUUAAGACUGUCGGGUCUAGGGCUGGGUCCUAUAAAGAGACGUUGCACACAUUUUCCGCUGUUUAUGACGAUCAAGUGUCACAAGAUGUGAUCUUUCAGAACGUUGCACUGCCCUUGGUUGGGGAGCUCCUCGAGGGAAAAAAUGGUCUUCUACUUACUUAUGGCACAACUGGGAGUGGGAAAACGUACGCCAUGCAGGGCACAUCCAAGGAGGCGGGUAUUUUGCCUCUCACAUUAGAGGUCAUUUUUAAUUCUCUUGGAGAUCGACAGACGAAGAAAUACGUAGUAAAACCGGAUGGAAUUAAUGGGUUUGUGAUUCAAUCAGAAACGGAUGCCCUGAUAGACAGGCACCACUUGGACUAUCAGCAGCGGUUAAACUUGCCAAGAAACGAUAUACUGUCGACACCACACGUUAAAUCUCGAGCGUCAGUUACUUUGCCUUUGCCGCCGAAAGCACUUUACGCGGUUUUCAUAUCUUUGGUAGAAGUCUACAACAACAAUAUAUAUGAUUUGCUUCGUGAAACUCCUGAUAUACCGGGAAGACCGGGUGUGACUCACGCGCUGCGUGAAGAUGCUCAUAGGAAUAUCUAUGUUUCUGGUUGCGUCGAAGCUGAAGUGAAAACAGUUGAUGAAGCUUUGAAGAUAUUUGCAGCAGGACUUACUUUGUCUCAUCGUCGCUUGUCUGUUGCAGGACAGAAACGGCGCCGUAUCGGUCAGACGGCAUUGAAUUGUGAAUCCAGUCGCAGUCAUUGCGUCUUCACUAUUCGGCUUGUUCGAACCGGAUACGAUGAAAAAUACGAUGAAGCCAUAGAGAUUUCCAGCGAGGAGCAGAAGGCGCAAGUAUUCUUGGAUGAACUGACUGACCUCAUCCCGUCCUUUGACCUUUUGGUCGUGAGCCAACUGUGCCUGGUUGACCUGGCCGGCUCAGAACGUGCCAAUCGUGCAGGAACUCAGGGUGGUCGUCUGAAAGAAGCCUACCUUUUGGUCGUGAGCCAACUGUGCCUGGUUGACCUGGCCGGCUCAGAACGUGCCAAUCGUGCAGGAACUCAGGGUGGUCGUCUGAAAGAAGCCUCGAACAUCAACAACUCGUUGAUGAAUUUACGUAAAUGCAUCGAGGUCCUACGCGAAAUCCAGUCCAUGGGUCAAAGCCACCUCGGUCUUGCCACUCCUGGGGGAACCACACGAGUAGUCCCUUACCGUGAUGCCCGACUAACUCAUUUGUUCAAAACUUACUUUGAAGGCAGUGGUCGUGUAGUCAUGUUAGUUUGCAUAAGACAAUCAGUGGCUGAUUAUGACGAAACUAUGAUAGCCGAAGAACACAUGAAUUCUAUCCUUCUGGAGCUUGCCAACUACAACACUGAAAUUAAAAAUUCCGUAUCACGCCUCCUUAAAGAUGAUUACGUUUCCAAUUCCGGUUUUGACUUGGAAGAACUCUUGGCCAGAUCGCCAAUUUCCGGGGGACAAACAUCGGAUGAAGUAGAGCAGGACUCCGCUCCCGAACCUGAUCGACAACGGACACGUUUGUGUAAGAUCGACACAGAGCCACUUCGCGCACUCAUUGCUCAGCGCAUGGAGUGCCGUCAGCGUGCAUGCACUGCGCUGGAGCGUGAACUGAGUGCAUUUCGUUUGGUGCUGAUGGACCUAACGAACAAUGAAUCGCCGAAAAUCAGUCAUGGCGCAGCAAAUACUGAUGUGGUCGAUCGGGCCAGAUUAGAAGCGCGGAUACGAAAGCUUGAAGGACAACUCGUCGAAACGUCUGCUGCAACAAAGCGUGAACGAGCUGAUCACACAAAGCGGCUAGAAGAAUAUCGUUUGGAAAUCCAGCGUUUACGUGAUGAACUGCAACAACUUUUGGACGCUAGACUAUCUACUCGCGAGCUAACACCUACUAAACGGCGUCUUCGACCUUCAAUGUCACAACCGAAUAUUGUCAGCAUGCUUUCUCGGCAAUGGGAGAAGCGAGUAGCAGAACAAGAGGCCGCGAAACUUUCGAGUACCAGGAAGGUUGGACACCGCCAGGCAAUUUCAAAUAACACAUUGAGCCAUCGUGUUGCGGCCUUCAACCCGCGCCAUCGUCGAUCGCGGUCUGCAGGUGGCGAUGGCGGUGUUUGGCUGGAGCAUCAGGAGUCAACUGCUGCACCCUUGGGGACCAUUUUUACACCUCGACUUAAGAAUCGCAAAUCUGUGACACAGUUAGAGCUGAAGGACACACUGAAAGCCUCAAAUUAUCUCUUGCAUCAUCAAGAAGCGACGUCUGAUGGCAACAUAGAGACAAAACUGUACAAGGGAUCAAUAAUCCCCACCGCUGGCGGAGGCUCAGCGGUCAUUUUCAAUGACGUCGAGGAACUGCGACAAGCCUCACCGCUUUCUGACAAACGGAUUUCAAUAAAGGAAAACACUGCACCUGCUGAAGCAAUGGACGUGAUUCAACUGGCUUUAGAAAUUAAAGAUCGGAAGAGCACAAAACGCCGUCGUUCCUCGUCUGUUCAUAGGAGAGCAUCCCAUUCACCAGUAAGCACCACGAAUUCAGAAGAUGCGGUGAAUUCGAACGGUGGCUCAUCUGAUUACCGUCCUAUCAGCCCCCCUGUUCCGUCUCCAACCUUCCGCAUUGGUAUAACCUCCUCUGGAGGGAUGGGUGUAACUAUGGAUGCCGUUCCUGCCCACAACCGGCGCAAGUAG